UUCCAACACUCGCAGAUAUACAAAGAGUCGCCCUUUAACCUAUAAGUUCACAUUACAAAUUUUACAGCAAGGAAAUUGAGGGAGUGAGGAGAAGAACGAGAAAACAAAUUGAACAUGGCAGCCUCACUAGCCCCCGAGUGCAACGAGAUCAAAGAGAAAUACGAUACCUGUUUCUUGAAAUGGUACAGCGAGAAAUACCUCCGAGGAAACACCACCUCGAACGAAUGUGAGGAGCUCUUCUCUAAGUAUAAGGCUUGCUUGAGUAAAACCCUCAAAGACAAAGGCAUCGACACGAUGCUAGAAGACGUGCGCAAGGGGAACAAGGAGCUGGAUGCGGAGUUUUUGAAGCGUUGAUUACUUACUUCCUUAUUUCUAUCUUACUAUUGAUUUACCUAUUUAUGGUUUUGCACUUUUGAGGUUGUUUUUGUUUUGUUUUUGGUGGUUGAUUGGUUUGCUAUUUACGCGUUGACUCCGCUAGAUGGGUUGCAUUGUACUAUAUAUACAGCGUGAUUGAUCUGUAUUUGUAUUUUCUUGGGUUUGGUUUUUGGGUUGGGUGCUACUGUGUAUGAAUAGCUCUCUUCUCUGGCGAUAACGUCUCUUAUUCUUAUCAUUUAC
This is a messenger RNA of Aspergillus campestris IBT 28561, 615 nucleotides long. RefSeq lists its product as uncharacterized. The record is from RefSeq and is a predicted model, not a curated record. The coding region runs from base 115 to 354 and encodes 79 amino acids. Lineage: Eukaryota; Fungi; Ascomycota; Eurotiomycetes; Eurotiales; Aspergillaceae. The transcript has 4 exons.